Henningerozyma blattae CBS 6284 is the source of this 237-nucleotide messenger RNA. RefSeq names its product Vma21p (gene VMA21). The coding region runs from base 1 to 237 and encodes 78 amino acids. Gene Ontology annotation, biological process: vacuolar proton-transporting V-type ATPase complex assembly. The transcript has a single exon. NCBI's taxonomy places the organism in Eukaryota, Fungi, Ascomycota, Saccharomycetes, Saccharomycetales, Saccharomycetaceae. The record is from RefSeq and is a predicted model, not a curated record.
AUGGCUACAGAUAUUCCAGUUUCUGUUAUCCGUAAAUUGAUGUUCUUCACAAUUGCAAUGGUUGCAUUUCCAUUAAUCACUUUCUUUUUAGUUCAACAAAUGACAGAUAAUACAAUUGUUAGUGGUGGUAUCGCUGCUGCUGCUGCUAAUAUUGUUUUAAUUGGUUACGUAAUUGUAGCAUUCACAGAGGAUACUACUAAGCUACAAAUUGAUGAAAAGACGAAAAAGCAUGAUUGA